This is a messenger RNA of Passer domesticus (house sparrow), 705 nucleotides long. RefSeq names its product leucine-rich repeat-containing protein 37B-like. Lineage: Eukaryota; Metazoa; Chordata; Aves; Passeriformes; Passeridae. Gene Ontology annotation, molecular function: protein binding. The record is from RefSeq and is a predicted model, not a curated record. Bases 1 to 705 code for a protein of 234 amino acids. The transcript has 8 exons.
AUGGACCUGGUGCCGCGUCUCGUGCGCGCUCUGCUCCUGCUGGCCCUGCUGCUGGCAGUGGCUCCCUCGACAGGAGUGGCCGAGGAGCUCUGCCCAGAGCCCUGCCGCUGCCUGGGCCAUGGGCGGCUGAACUGCCGCCACACCGGGCUGGCCACCGUGCCCCCGGCCAGCCGCCGCCGAGCCCUGGCCGUCCUAGAUUUCACUGGCAACUCCAUUGCUGCUGUUGGAAAACAGGCCUGGAAGGACUACCCAUGGGCUGAGACAUUAGUGCUCAGGGACAAUGAGCUGCGGACAGUGAAGAGCCAUUCCCUGGAGGGGCUGUUCCUGCUGAAGCACCUAAAUCUCUCCGGGAAUGGCCUCACGCGGAUCCGCAGCGGCACUUUCCAGGCCUGGCAUGGGAUGCAGUUCCUCCAGGAGCUGAUCCUCAGCCAAAACCCGCUGGUUGUGAUAGAUGACUCUGCCUUCUUCAAGCUGCCCUCAGUGCGCGCUCUAGACCUGAGUGCCACCCAAGUGAUCCCGCAGACGCUGCUGCUGCUGCUACAGACCACAGUGAGCUUGGAAACCCUGCAAGUGCCCAAGGAGACGGCCUGCUGCCUGUGCCAGGAGCGUCCCCGGCCCAAGAGCCCCUGCAGGACCAUCCAGUUCCUGUGCGAGAAGCUGUGCAGCAGCAGCGCCCCGCAGUGCGGGGAUAAUGGCAUGGAUUGA